Molecule: messenger RNA, 1347 nt
Organism: Mesorhabditis belari
Lineage: Eukaryota; Metazoa; Nematoda; Chromadorea; Rhabditida; Rhabditidae
Source: the annotation of a GenBank genome assembly
AUGGACUCAAAAGCUAGAAGAUCAUCGUAUAACGAGGCAAAUUGCUCACCAGGACUCUAUGUUCGAAAUUUUGGGAAAACAAUCUUUGAGAACAGCUCAAUGAAGUCGAAAGAUCAACCAGUGAAAAAUGGAAAACUCUUCGCCGCUGAUGGAUGCUAUUUGCUGGAUCGAGAUGUUGAUGACAAAAGCGAGAAGCAGUUUCACGAAUUUCAAAAAGUGCUCACAUGGAUGGGUUUUCUUUUCGACGUGAGCUCACGUGAAAGUCCCCACUUUCUACAACGUUUAUGGCUUGGAUUCUUUCUGUUUACAAGUGUUUAUACGGUGAUCUACGAUCUAUUUUUUCUCUUCUCUGACUUUCACGCGAAUCUCGCUCCAAGCACGAUGGUCGUCUCGGCGAUCACCUUUCAAGCAUCGCUCUCUUUGAUCUUUCUACUUCGAUGGCAAAAGAAUCUCAACUUUCAUCAUUUCUUUCAUGUGCAUAGACACUCAAAAAUUUGCGGUGCUGACGAACUUGAUAUGUUUCAUAAACGAGUCCACUCUGGAAACAGGAAACUUUUUUGGGGACUUCAGAUCUACAGCAUAAUAACAAUGUUUAUCUUUUAUGUGGCGAUUUGGAGUGGAUUGUUGGCCAAACUCGUUCAUCCAUCUUUCUUUCGACUUUUCUACUUUAACCAAUCGAUCUACGUUCGACCGUUGUUUUUCGUUCUCUACUUAUCACUUGUUGUUUACAAUCUUGCCACUUAUUUGUGUUUGACAAAUGCCGUACACUGUGAGCUGAAGAAAUUCAACUAUAAAAUAACACAAUUAAACACUCUUCCAAGUGAGUUAAUGAGAUCAAAUCUAGAAAGUCUUAUUCUCGAGCAUACACAAAUCACAAAAUGUAUCCAAGCAAUGGACGAAUUGUAUAAAGUAUAUGCAUUCUCUGUGACAGCUUGUGUGAUCCCAUUGACAAUUUUCGUUCUCACUCUCGUCCUCACACGAUCAACAUUGACAGAGCUGUUGAUAAGCCUUCCUACAGUCGCUUUUUGCACAUUCGAGCUUUACGCGAUCAUGUAUUCGUCAAAAAUAUCGGAUGAACUAAGCAAAUCGAAGACACUCUUGUGUACAAAUCACAAUGUGUGGAUACCGUAUGAUGAGUGUCUCAACAAGAUUGCCACCACUCUAGCCAUCCAUCUCGAUCAACCCGAUCUCGGAAUCACUCUAUGGGGCUUCACUCGGGUCACAAAACCACUCAUCCUUACGAUAGUUUCAGGCAUGAUGACAUGUCUCGCAUUUCUUCUUGACUUAAAGCCAACCGAGGAAACAAAAGAUUGCAAUUGUGCCUCAAACAAUACGAUACAGGAUUCA